AUGUCGCGGCUCUGUGGACGCAAGGAGGCCCUGGGUUUGCUAUGGCACACCGUGCGAGGCUUACUAGGGGGCUUGGACAGUGAAGACAUGAGUGUGCUGGCAACUUCGCAGGACAGUGUGCGUCUCGCAAAGCAACUGCUGUCAGAUGAAGCUUUUGUGGAGCUGGUGCUCCGAGAGAUGUCUUCGGCCCUGCUGAGUUUGGCAGCCACCUGGGAAUUGGAGCUGGACUUGUGCCCCGUGGCGCCCGCAGCUGCUGGCGUCUUAUCGCUGGAGGUCAAGGACUUGGAUGUGGCCAUGUACGCGGCCGAUGCCUUCGAGGAGGAGGGCACCGAAGGGGUCGAUGUUCAGCAAGAGGAACACUCCGAAAGUGGAGCCUUCCGGGAAAUGCUUUUUGCCUGUCUUGAACUGGCGGCCAUCCCUUGUGGUGCCUUUCCGGCCAAGUUGGCAGGUUUGUACUUGUGGGGCAAUGUGAAGCUGAUCCACGGCCUUCAUCAUUUGCGCUUUGGCACCGCGGCUGUGGCCGAGACCGGCGCUCCCUUGCCCAAGCGUAAGGAGCCUACGGCUGGAGAUCCGGCGAAGGCGGUGAAGGCGGCAUUGGCAUGCCAAUUGGUGGGACAGUUGAGGCUUUGUGGUAACAUCCUCUUCGAAAACCCGCAGGGCGCCGAAUUCUUGCGCAUCUCUGGUGGAUUGCCGGCGUUGCUGUCGCACUGCUACGCAGAUCCAGAGCUCCCUCUGCUGCGAGAAGCCGGGGUGUAUGCCGUGCGGAACGCCACUCAGCAUAGCCCUGAGACUCGAGACGCCGUCCGACAGCUUCUGGCGGAAAGGCGCACCCGUGACGCAUCGUCUGCUGAGAGCGGUCCACUACCCAUGAUCGAAGAGAGCUCACUCUUCUAG
Messenger RNA from Cladocopium goreaui, 894 nucleotides. The record is from the annotation of a GenBank genome assembly. Lineage: Eukaryota; Dinophyceae; Suessiales; Symbiodiniaceae.